This is a messenger RNA of Mastomys coucha (southern multimammate mouse), 1673 nucleotides long. It is a transcript of the gene Tpi1, whose product is annotated as triosephosphate isomerase 1. Gene Ontology annotation, cellular component: cytosol. The record is from RefSeq and is a predicted model, not a curated record. Gene Ontology annotation, molecular function: triose-phosphate isomerase activity. Bases 275 to 1135 code for a protein of 286 amino acids. Gene Ontology annotation, biological process: glyceraldehyde-3-phosphate biosynthetic process; gluconeogenesis; glycolytic process. Lineage: Eukaryota; Metazoa; Chordata; Mammalia; Rodentia; Muridae. The transcript is spliced from 7 exons.
AGAGUUGGAAAGGUGCCUUCAACCCCCAGUUCCAGGCCCUGUUGCUGCCACCUCCACGGGAAAUGCCCUUUGGUCUUCCGAAAUCGCAAAAAGUUUGUUUCCCUGAGCGCGAGGCUCAACAUCUCAACUGCCGAGCCACUGAGGCUGGACGUUUGAGUCCCCGGAACCCCUUAGAACAUUGCUACAAGAACGGAGAACCGUCAGAAUAUCGAAACACCGGGAGGUGGAGAGGCGGACGGAGGGGAAGGCGGAGCAGCAAGGGGCCGGGCUAACCAUGGCCGAGGGCGGGGAGAAGGAGGAGUUCUGCUUCAGAGCUUUCUAUAUAAGUGGCCAGUGGCGAGAGCCGAGCACUUGUACUGACCUUCAGAAACCUGAGUGUGGUACAAUGGCGCCUUCCAGGAAGUUCUUCGUUGGAGGCAACUGGAAAAUGAACGGGAGGAAGAAGUGCCUGGGAGAACUCAUCUGCACCCUGAACGCAGCCAACAAGCGGGAAGACACCGAGGUGGUUUGUGCACCGCCAACCGCUUACAUCGACUUCGCCAGGCAGAAGCUGGAUCCUAAAAUUGCUGUGGCUGCACAGAACUGCUACAAAGUGACCAACGGGGCCUUCACUGGGGAAAUCAGCCCUGGCAUGAUCAAAGACUUAGGAGCUACCUGGGUCGUGCUGGGGCACUCCGAAAGAAGACACGUCUUUGGAGAAUCAGACGAGUUGAUUGGGCAGAAAGUGAACCAUGCCCUGGCAGAGGGACUCGGAGUGAUUGCCUGCAUCGGGGAGAAGCUAGAUGAAAGGGAAGCUGGCAUCACUGAGAAGGUUGUUUUCGAGCAAACCAAGGUCAUCGCAGAUAAUGUGAAGGACUGGAGCAAGGUGGUUCUGGCCUAUGAACCCGUAUGGGCCAUUGGGACUGGCAAGACUGCAACCCCUCAACAGGCCCAGGAAGUCCAUGAGAAACUUCGGGGAUGGCUGAAAUCCAAUGUCUCUGAUGACGUGGCUCAGUGUACCCGGAUCAUUUAUGGAGGUUCUGUGACUGGAGCAAACUGCAAAGAGCUGGCAAGCCAGCCUGACGUGGAUGGCUUCCUCGUGGGUGGUGCAUCUCUCAAGCCUGAAUUUGUGGACAUCAUCAAUGCCAAACAAUGAGCACUGCCCAUCCCUCUACCUGCCUGCAUAGCAUGGACUAGUUGCCCAGAAGUUUAGUAACUGCUCCCACCGGUCACAUGCUUCCAAUGACAUCAUCUGCCCCAUCUUGUGGCCUAAUCCACACUGUACCCUCCUGAGCCAUUUACACCUCCCCAUAAUGGUUGGGACCAGGCCAAUCCCUUUACCACUUACAAUGGGUAAGAUCAAGUAUGUCACCAAGGUAGCUGGCUUCCUGAGGAGGGGAAGGAGUAGAACUGAUUGUCCCUUUGGGCCCUAACAAGUGAAAUCGCCUUCCAUUGGUUUGGGAUGGAGACUCAAGGUUGGAGCAUAGGAAGUGGACUUUGUGUCACUUUGGCCUUGGCUCUAGCUUCACUCCCAAGCCCUACUGGAUGUCUGAUGCAGAAAUUCAGAGCUUCGGGGUCUGAAAUAAUACAUGAAGGCCCGAGAUCCUCUGACUCUCCCCUCCCUCCCAGUGCCGAAGCCCUUGUAUUGUGUUUGUGAACCAUCCCAUGUAAGGGAAAUAAACACCUGGGCCUAA